Fukomys damarensis (Damara mole-rat) is the source of this 2010-nucleotide messenger RNA. It is a transcript of the gene B4galnt3, whose product is annotated as beta-1,4-N-acetyl-galactosaminyltransferase 3. Gene Ontology annotation, molecular function: acetylgalactosaminyltransferase activity. The coding region runs from base 25 to 1941 and encodes 638 amino acids. The record is from RefSeq and is a predicted model, not a curated record. The transcript has 14 exons. Lineage: Eukaryota; Metazoa; Chordata; Mammalia; Rodentia; Bathyergidae.
UUGGCCUUGAAUCCCUGGGCUAGCAUGGUCCCUACAAAGAAGGCCUUGGCAGGAUAUGCCAGCUGGAGAGAACUAGCCAAGGCUCUGGCCAGCAGGAACAUCCCAGCUGUGGACCCAAAUGUCCAGUUCUACCGUCCCCAGAGGGUGAACCUCAAGGACCAAGAAGUUGACCGAGGUGGGAGCAGGAACAGCAGCUACUUGAAGUGGAACAAACCUGUCCCCUGGCUCUCAGAGUUCCAGGGCCACGCCAACCUUCAUGUGUUUGAAGACUGGUGUGGCAGCUCCAUCCAGCAGCUGAGGAGGAACCUGCAUUUUCCCCUCUACCCGCACAUCCGCACAACCCUGAGGAAGCUGGCUGUGUCCCCCAAAUGGACCAACUAUGGCCUCCGCAUCUUUGGCUACCUGCAUCCCUUCACCGAUGGGAAAAUCCAGUUUGCCAUUGCUGCAGAUGACAACGCAGAAUUCUGGCUGAGCCGUGAUGACCAGGUCUCAGGCCUUCAGCUGCUGGCCAGUGUGGGCCAGACUGGGAAGGAGUGGACCGCCCCUGGAGAGUUUGGAAAGUUUCGGAGUCAAAUUUCCAAGCCAGUGAGCCUGGCCGCCUCACGCAGGUACUACUUCGAGGUGCUGCACAAGCAGAACGGCGAGGGCACCGACCACGUGGAGGUCGCGUGGCGGCGGAAUGAGCCUGGAGCUAAGUUCGCUAUCAUCGACUCCUCUUCCUUGUCCCUCUUCACAAAUGAGACUAUCUUAAGGAUGGAUGAAGUGGGCCACAUCCCACAGACAGCAGCCAGCCACGCAGGCUCCUCCAGCUCCCUCCCUGUGGACGAGCAGCCUCCAGCCGACAUGCUGCGGCCUGAUCCUCGGGACACCCUCUAUCGAGUGCCUCUGAUCCCCAAGUCCCACCUCCGCCACGUCCUGCCUGAUUGUCCCUACAAACCCAGCUACCUGGUGGAUGGGCUCCCUCUGCAGCGAUACCAGGGACUGCGCUUUAUUCAUCUGUCCUUUGUUUAUCCCAAUGACUACACCCGCCUGAGCCACAUGGAAACCCAUAACAAAUGCUUCUACCAGGAAAAUGCCUACUACCAGGACAGGUUCAGCUUCCAGGAGUACAUCAAGAUUGAUCAGCCAGAGAAGCAAGGGCCAGAGCAACCAGGUUUUGAGGAUGAUCUUCUAGAAGACUCUCAGUAUGAAGAAGUGGCAGAGGAGACCCCUGCCUCCCAUGACCAGGACCCCAAGACACAAGAGAGAAAACAAAUGCCUACCUCCACCCCCAGGCAGGAUGCCACUGACUACCACCUUCGAAGCCUGCGGAAGCUCCUGGCCCAGCCUCCAGGGGACCUGCAGGUGCCUUUUCCCAAGCAAAAUUCCACUGCUCCCUUCCCAGUGAGGAGCAGCAAUGCCCGAGUCCAGCAACCAGAAAAGAGGAAGCAGAAGCUCAGCCCUGUGCCCAGCCAAGACUCACCUCAUCCUGACAAGUGGGCCCCUGGGCACCUGGCGCAGGACUUACCUCUCAUUAAGAGGCCUGGGCCCACGAAAAGUAACCCUGGGAGGACUCUGGAGCAGUCCCAGUGGCUGAAGCAAGUGGACUCCUACAUUGCACAGCAGAGAAGAGGUGAUGGAUUGGCCCCCAAAGAGAGGUGGCCGGAAGACGAGGAGGUGGCGGCUGCAGAUCAGGAUGGACCAGUGGAAGGAGAGGAAGAAGGGGAAGAAGAAGAGGAGGAAGAGGAUGUGAGUGAGGUGUUUGAGUAUGUGCCUGUGUUUGACCCAAUAGUCAACUGGGACCAGACCUUCAGCGCCCGGAAUGUGGACUUCCAAGCCCUGAGGACGGACUGGAUUGACCUGAACUGUAACACUUCUGGCAAUCUGCUGCUGCCUGAGCAGGAGGCCCUCGAGGUCACGCGGCUCUUCUUGAAGAAGCUCAGCCAGAGGAGCCGGGGGUAAGGUAAAGGGCUCUCUUGGGGCCAGGGCUGGGCCUGGCAGGGCCAGCCUGGAACGCGGGGCCCUGGUGGC